Thunnus maccoyii (southern bluefin tuna) is the source of this 5711-nucleotide messenger RNA. It is a transcript of the gene arhgap44a, whose product is annotated as Rho GTPase activating protein 44a. Gene Ontology annotation, biological process: regulation of dendritic spine morphogenesis; positive regulation of GTPase activity; signal transduction. The record is from RefSeq and is a predicted model, not a curated record. Gene Ontology annotation, cellular component: intracellular anatomical structure; leading edge membrane; dendritic spine. Lineage: Eukaryota; Metazoa; Chordata; Actinopteri; Scombriformes; Scombridae. The coding region runs from base 48 to 3008 and encodes 986 amino acids. Gene Ontology annotation, molecular function: protein binding; GTPase activator activity. The transcript is spliced from 23 exons.
UCCCUGCGCAGGCAAUGGGGCAAAUGUGUUAACGCAGAAAAUUCAAGAUGAAGAAGCAGUUCAAUCGGAUGCGACAGCUCGCCAACCAAACGGUGGGAAGGGCAGAAAAAACAGAGGUGUUAAGCGAGGACCUUCUACAGGUGGAAAAGCGUCUGGAUCUGGUCAAACAGGUGACGCACAGCACUCACAAGAAGCUGACUGCCUGCCUGCAGGGUCAGCAGGGCACUGAUAUGGAGAAGAGAUCUGUCAAGUCACCGUCUAAAAAACUACCGCUCACAAUCCUGGCACAAUGUAUGGUAGAGGGAGCUGCAGUGUUAGGGGAUGACUCUCUCCUGGGGAAGAUGCUGAAGCUGUGCGGGGACACAGAAGAGAAGUUGGCUCAGGAGCUCAUCCAAUUUGAGUUCCAGAUAGAAAGAGAUGUGGUGGAGCCUCUAUAUGUGCUUGCUGAAGUGGAUAUUCCCAACAUCCAGAAACAAAGAAAGCACUUAGCUAAACUUGUCUUGGACAUGGACUCCGCACGGACAAGAUAUCAGCAGUCGUCCAAGUCAUCCAGUCAUCCGAGCACUCUGCAGCCUGGCGCCAAGUCCGAGUCCCUCAGAGAGGAGAUGGAGGAGGCAGCCAAUCGAAUGGAGAUUUGUAGGGAUCAGUUGUCAGCAGAUAUGUACAAUUUUGUGGCCAAAGAAAUAGACUAUGCAAACUACUUCCAGACAAUGAUAGAAACACAGGCAGAGUAUCACAGGAAGUCAUUAGAGAUUCUUCACAGUGUCUUGCCCCAGAUUAAAGCUCACCAAGAGGCGUGGGUGGAGAAGCCAUCAUUUGGCAAGUCUCUGGAGGAACACCUGAAUAUUAGUGGGAGAGAGAUUGCCUUCCCCAUCGAAGCCUGUGUCACCAUGCUGUUAGAGUGUGGCAUGCAAGAGGAGGGCCUUUUCAGAGUUGCUCCGUCAGCCUCCAAGCUGAAGAAGCUGAAAGCCUCUCUGGACUGUGGAGUUCUGGAUGUGCAGGAGUACUCCUCUGACCCACACGCCAUCGCAGGGGCUCUGAAAUCAUACCUCCGUGAGCUCCCCGAGCCAUUGAUGACCACUGAACUUUAUGAUGAAUGGAUUCAGGCUUCCAACAUUCAAGAUAUGGACAAGAGACUACAAGCAUUAAUGGCAGCGUGUGAAAAACUCCCCACAGACAACUUGAACAAUUUCAGAUAUCUAGUUAAAUUCUUAGCCAAGCUGAGUGAGUAUCAAGACGCAAACAAGAUGACACCCGGUAACAUGGCGAUUGUCCUUGGCCCUAACUUGCUUUGGACGCACACUGAACCGAACAUGACAGAGAUGAUGACCACUGUUUCACUACAGAUUGUUGGCAUCAUUGAGCCUAUUAUCCAGCAUGCUGACUGGUUCUUCCCUGGAGAGAUUGAAUUCAACUUGACAGGCAGCUAUGGCAGCCCGAUCCACACCAACCACAACUCCAACUACAGCUCCAUGCCUUCACCAGACAUGGACCAAUCUGAGCGCAAGCAGCAGCACGACCAAAGCCGACGCCCACUAAGCGUCGCAACUGACAACAUGAUGCUGGAGUUCUACAAGAAGGAUGGCAUUAGGAAGAUACAAAGUAUGGGUGUUCGGGUCAUGGAUACCUCCUGGGUGUCUCGGAAGGGCUCAUCCACACUGGCACGCAAGACCUCCUCUACCCCGCCAGGCAUACAAGGCCCGAGCUCCCCCGCAGACACACUCAUCCCCGAGCAGCCCGGAGAGCUCGCCACCUCCCCAUCCGCGACACCGCCGCCCGGAGAAAGGGUUGGCUCAGACAACGUGUCGCCCAAUCGGCCGGACACCUCUCAUGCCCACCCACCCCCAGGGGAGGACCGGCCACCCCCCCCUUACCCCACCUCCUCGUGCCACGCUGCCCCCCACCACUUCUAUCCCAAACCCCCACCCUGCGCUCGCCCUGUAGCACCGGGUCCAGAGUCCCAGCCCCCUGCCUCACCCCCGCCUCCACUACGCUGGUCUGGCUUCAUUCCCCCUGCCCCGCCCCCUUCCUCCUCUUCUUCCUCCUCCUCCUCGUCACUUGACAUCAAUUCGAAUCCCAAACCCAGCUGUCUGCACUUCCCCAAGCACAGCCCGCCUGGUGAUAUGUCGCAUGCCCCCCCACCAGACACUAACGCUUCACCACUCUACAUCAAAACCCCCUUGGUACUAACCCGCCAUGACCAGUCCCUUGGCAAUCCCCCUAGCCUCCCUUCUUCCGCGCCCCCGCCCCCACCGUGGGCUGCCUGUCCAUGUGCCCGAGAGAGAGGACCCCCCAGGCUGACUAGUUCAUUGAAGAGUAAAGAGCUUUCCCCUGUAAUUGGACACAAAGCCAUCCAGGUGGCAGGUCCAACAGUCCCCCCCAACAGUAGUCCCCAGAGCUGCAGCCAGUCCCCCCACUCAACAGAGCACAGUCCACACACCCUGCGCAAAGGUUCCAAGAAGUUGGCCCCUGUGCCUCCCAAGGUCCCCUACGGCCAGUCUGGUGGGAUGUCCGACCAGUCGACAGGUCAGCCGUCACCAGUCAGCCUGUCCCCCACCCCUCCUAGCACCCCCUCCCCUUAUGGACUGGCCUGCCCCCCUGGGCAAGUGCCCCCAUCCUCCCCUGGCCAGACCCCAUUGGGGGCACCUCACUCGCUUUCGUCCCCGCCCUCCCUGACCGGAACGCUCACCAAGUCGCGGCCUGCCCCUAAGCCUAGGCAGAGACCCAGUCUGCCCCCUCCUCAGCCGCCCACAGCCCCCCCAGGGUUCACUGGCUCGGCCACAACCCCAGUGCCCCAGCCCCUGGAACAGGGCCUUCUGGAUGGACUGUCUCCCGGGGAGAGCAUGUCUACAGAUAUCUUCAAUUAUGAAAUCCCCUCCAUCAAUGUCAAUCUGGACAGCCUCAUCGAUGAGUUCAGCGGUGCCCCCUGCAGGAGGUCCCUGGCAGUGACAGACUCUCCAGAGGGGGAUGCUGUGCCUGAGGAGGAACCCCAGAGCACCACUCUAUGACCUAAGACCCUAAGGCAUCACAGCUUACCAGCACCCCUAUGGCUGUACAUACUCUUAACUGUCACCGCCAAGGCCUGAUGGAAACACCAAUUGGCCUCACCAAUGCCCACCUGAAACCAGAACUUGAACCCUCCCUCAUAUCUGCUACAGGCUGCAAAGAAACUUCUCUCUUACAAUUGCUCGCUAGUACAUAAAUGUGACUACACAAAAAAAAAAAAACACCAAAAUGCCAUAGUGGAGGAACAGUUGCCUUUAGGAGGAAAGACUGGAAUACAGAUGAGUAUUAAAUUAAAAGAUUUUUUAACUGUUUCCUUUUUUUCCGCUUUUCGCUUUGUUCAUCUUUGUUGUUUGAUGCAGUGAUCUGUAUUUCUGUGAAUUUUUAAUUUCUUUUUGCCUUAUUAGAACAUGCAAUCAAAUUGCAAUAUGAUAUUCACAAGUUGUACAACUUUUGGUUAGGGAAACUCAGAGCCUGACAUGGUUAGGAGCAAAGCCCAUCCUCAGGGUGAAACAGAGAGACAGAGUGAGAGAGUAGUCUUGUUAUAUUGCUCACAGGGUAUUCAAGCUAUGUGCACAUUAGGAAAAUGCUGAGCCCUAGAGACAGGUUUCGCAUGCAGGAUGAAACAUUUAAUGUAAUUUAAUUAUUAUUGGCACCUCCAGUUUUGACUUCCCCUCUUCUAUCACACAUUACAACUGUAGUUCUUUAUCUGAUAUUUACCUGCAUACAGGUAAACUCACUUUAACUCACUUUGUACCAGCACAGUAUGAGAAGAAUGUUAUUGUAAAUUCAAAUUUUUGAACUUGCAUCUGUUACUCAGUUAUGAAGACAGCACCACGAUGUGUUUGCAUGACAAGCCAAUAUGAACAAACUGCUUUUGGAUCAAGGGCCUCAGAAUGGCAGUGUUUUAUUUGGUGUGAGUGUUUUUUUUUGUUGUUGUGUUCCUUGGAGAGUAAAUUUUGACCAUCCAUGUGCUGUUACAGUUUGAUGAUAAUGGAUGGAUGACUACUACACUGCCUUUAGGUUCAUAUGUUCUCUCUCUUAACCUUGUUUCAAGUGCUUCAGGUUCAGUGACCUUUGACCCCUAGUGUAAAUACAAAGACUGUACAUAAAUUGAUGUAUAUAAAUCUGAGAGGAAAAGUAUAUGUAAAAUGCAUAUCUUGGAUAUAUAUAAUAAUGAUAUACAGUAUGUGCUGAUAUUUAUCAUGUGUAGAAAGUGUAAUGAUUAAAAAUUUGAUGUUAUUUUUGUCCCUGCACACAUUUAACAGGUUUACUGUAGAUUCAUAAUGUUUCACUUUAACACCAGGUAACAAAGAUGCUGCAGCAGAAAUGCAGAAUAUUAUUUCUGCUAGAAAUCAGUUGUGGUCUUUCUAGUUCUGUCUCCUGAGCUUUGACUUCAAACAUGCAAGAGUACUAAUGAGUUGCACACCAAUGCCCUAUCUUUUUUAGCUUUUCAAUCAGUGAUUUAAUAGAUACCUGUGUAAAUAAUUAGAUUACUUUGAGCUUGUUUGGACCAGUUAAUUGUGUCAUAAUGAGGGUAAAUAUAGUCCAUAGGUUAUAUUGUUGGACUGACUAUAGCGAAGACAAAAUAUUUGCUUAUUCAUUAGAAAAGCUGAUGCAUAGUCAAAUUUGGCACAACGAUCACUUCUAAAUGUAAAAUUGUUCUGUUCGGUAUUCUCACUAUUCUCACAGACAAUAAAUUAGACUAUUUCAAAUUCAUCACAUAACAGAUGCUGCAGUGUCACUUUUUUUUAAAUUUCAUUCAAAACAUCUUAGGGCGAUAAUUUUGUCAAAGUGCAAUUACAGUGUUUACUGAUCCACCUCAAUCCAAAAGUGGUCAAAGUUACCUUUCCCAAAAGUACAGAAAAAGCCAUUAAUUUUAUUGCAAAGCAAAUAAUUUCUUUUUCUUUUUUUUUUUGUUAAUUUGUUUUAUGUGAGAAUUUACUUCUGACAACAUUAGUUCUUGAUUAACCUCUCUCAAAAGUGAUCUAUGGUAUGCCUCGGUGUGUGUUCUCAAUGAAUAUGUUUAUGAAGAUUUUUGGUGAUGUUGAUAAUUAUAUUGAUAGUUGUGGUGAUUAUAUGACAACAAUUGCAAGUGCCCUCACACUGGUUGUUAUUUUGGAACUAUAGGCAUAAUCAAUGUGUACUAGAGGUUUUAUUUUCUGUGCUGGAUCCAUACAUUUAUACGAGGAGGCAGGGGUGACUGUCUUUGUGUGCUGACUGAAUGUGACUCACUCAGAUAUCAAAGGGUAUAGGCUACCUGAUUUUGUAAUAAAUAACAGGCAAAUGAGAGCUUGUGUAGGGAUGAGGGUAAAUUAGGGCCUGUUGGCAUGUACUAUUAUCAGAACAGGGCAGUAUUACUGUAAUGCUUUUGUGCGUCAUAACUGGAACUUAAAGCCACCUAAAUGCAUGCAUUCAUAUUCAUUAUUGGUGUAAUUAUUAUGCUGCUGAAAAGAAAAACUCCCCUAAAAAACCCUCCCCUAAAACAAAAGGCAUAGUUUCAUCACAUGUCAACAUUUUCGGAGUAAUUUAACUUUUUCAAAGCCUUUUUCAAAGCAUAUUCAUAGGAGCCACCUUUUGCACCAAAUGGUACACUGUCACAAAGUUUUACCAAGCAUUUUAAAUGCAGUAGGCCUGCAUUUCCUAACUCACUUCACCACCAACAUGUUGGUGUAAAGUAAAGCUCAGUUUGUUUACAUUUUGGGGGG